AUGAUUGAUCAAUUUUACGCUGAUUCAAUACAACAAUAAUUCGGAAACAAAUAUAUGAAACCUCUAUUAAUAGGUGAAGGAGCAUUUUCAAAGGUUUUUAAAUGUUAAAAUGAAUUAGGAGAAUUUGUUGCUAUAAAGGUUUAUUUAAUCUAUAUUUAGAGGUUGUUAAUUUAUUAGGCAUAUAACCAUUUAUUGUUUCUAGUUUAAAAAAUGAAAUUCAAUUAUUAAAUUAAAUCAAAAAUGAUAAUGUUAUUAGAUUGUAUGAAAGUUAAGAAUCACAAUCUGCAUUAUUUUUAGUAUUGGAAGUUAACUAUAUUUUAUAAAUUUUAGUAUUGUGAAAUGGAUGUUAAACAUAUGAUGAUCAAUUAUUUUGAUAAUAAAUUACCAGAAGAUUUAGUAAUUAAUAUUCUUAGAUAAAUGGUAAAUGGGCUCAAUUAUUUACACUAAAAAAAUAUUCUUCAUAGAGAUUUGAAGUUAGAAAAUAUAGGUGUUAUGAUAAAAAAAGAAGAUUUCUAUCAACAUAAAAAGUUAAAUAAUAUUCAUUUUUAAAGUAUUUUUUAAAAUGGAUCUUACAAAUUACUUGAUUUAGGAUUAUCUAAAAAAUUCCUGAAUUAAAAAAAUACAAAAACCCUUGCAGGAACUUUAUUAAAUAUGGGUAUUUUAUAAUUGUUUAAUAUUAGCACCUGAAAUUUUAUAAAGAAAAUCCUAUUCAUUUGAAGCAGAUAUUUACAGUUUGGGAGUUUGUUUAUAUUAAAUGAUAACAGGUGAAUAUCCAUUUGAUAAUAGCUUAAAUAGAAAAAAACAAAUUAAAUUGAUAUAAAAAUAAAAUGCCAAAUUCUAAGAAAUCCAAAAUUCAAAUCUUAGAGAUAUUAUAUAAAAAAUGCUGAAUUUUAAAGUUGAAGAUAGAUUAACAUUUGAGUAAUUAUAUUAAUCCCCAUUACUUUAGAGUACUAUAGAAAAUGUCUAAUCAUAAUUCUAAAAUUCACUAAUAUAGAAUACUGAAUUUUCAAUACUUGAUGAUGUUAAGUCAAUUUAAUCAGAUGUAAGCAUAAUAUGUCCAAACACAAGCAUGGUAGAAACAGAUGUAAGUUUUAUUCAACCAAAUUAUAUGUAAAAUUAAUCUAAUUAUGAAAAAAUAUCUGAUAAUUAAGAUAUUUCCUCUGAAAUUAAUUCGAAUUAAUCUUUUGAAGAGAUUUAAAAAAAUUCUUUCUAUAAAUCUUUGAUUGACAAACCAAAAUUAAUAUUCUACAAAGAUUGUAAAUUUAACUAGUUAAUUAAAAGAUUUAAUAGUCUUUAUGAUUAAUUUGCAUUAGUUAUAAAACUUUGUGAAAAUUUUUUGGAUUUAAUAUCAAGUAUUCCACAAAAGUUAAAGUAUUAAAAUUUUGAAGUUUAAUUUUAAAAGUAUUUAGAAUAUUUCUCUGAUUUGCUUGAAAUUAUGAUAAAACAUUGA
Messenger RNA from Paramecium sonneborni, 1450 nucleotides. The record is from the annotation of a GenBank genome assembly. Lineage: Eukaryota; Ciliophora; Oligohymenophorea; Peniculida; Parameciidae.